Molecule: messenger RNA, 4263 nt
Organism: Postia placenta MAD-698-R-SB12
Lineage: Eukaryota; Fungi; Basidiomycota; Agaricomycetes; Polyporales; Adustoporiaceae
Exons: 24
Coding region: 1-4263 (1420 amino acids)
Biological process (GO): phosphatidylcholine metabolic process
Cellular component (GO): endoplasmic reticulum
Molecular function (GO): phosphatidylcholine lysophospholipase A1 activity
Source: RefSeq, a predicted model, not a curated record
AUGGAGGUGCCAGAUGCCUCUGCGGCAGAAUACAACCGGCAUCCGGUGUUCAUGCUGCUUUCGGCGUUCUUCUGGAUGAUAUUAUAUCUUCUCUCAUGGGCAAAAGCACUUGUAGCGUUUGCAACGAUCACUCUUCCGACAUGGAUCUAUGCUGCAUUAUCCUAUUCAAUGACACUUACGCUCAAUUUCUGGUCUUUUGCUAUCAUUUUCGGACUUUUUGCCGUUGCUGUUAAUUAUUGGAUCAAGUUCCGCUACCUGAAUGUCUACACCAAACUUAAAGAGCCACCGCUGCCAAAGGCAGAUGCCCAGGAGUUAAAUCCCGACGUCAAUACCCCGGAGCAAAUGCCUGCUCUCCAUAACUAUCUGGAUGAAUUCCUCCAAGCAAUCAGGGUGUUUGGAUUCCUCGAGAAGCCCGUGUUCCACGAGCUGGCAAGACAUUUACAAACAAGAAGGCUCAUCGCUGGUGAUACUCUGUCGCUGGAUGAAGACAAAAGUUUCUACUGUGUUAUUGAAGGCACGGUCCAAGUAUAUGCCCAGACAGGGCAGCCUACGCGGGAGAACGAGAGUGGCGCAUUGGACGACGAUGAUAUGAACGGUUAUCAACUACUGAACCAAGUCGGAACAGGAGGGAUGUUAUCCAGUCUUUUUACAAUCCUUAGCCUCUUCACGGAGAACGUCAAGCUUAGUUGGCAGGAUGGCGACAGAUCUAGUGAUAUUGACUCAGUCCAGAUACCUUCUUCUAUGCAAACCCCAUUGCGAACUCGCACACGGCGUUCAGACUCAGACGUCUCGUCUCUUGAUCUACCAUCGGCAAGGUCUACUGGGCGUCGACCUUCUGUCUCUUCUUCUGGAUCCACUGUUCACCAAGAGGAUGUGACUUCUCCUAGGGGCCGAUCUUUCUCACGCGACAGGCCUUUUCCGAGGAGCUUCUCAUCUGGGAUUGCGUCUCUCAGCCAGCCUAACGCUAGUAUAUCCACGGAACCAGAACACCACUACAGCGUCGUCGCUAGGGCUACUGAAGAUAGCAGUCUUGCCGUGAUUCCCGCCGAAGCAUUCCGCAGACUCACAAAAAAAUUCCCAAAGGCGACUGCGCACAUCGUUCAAGUGAUUCUAACUCGGUUUUCUCGAGUAACUUUCAACGCUGCUCACAACUAUCUCGGCUUGACCACGGAAGUCCUCCGCACAGAGAAGGCAAUCAAUGAUAUUGCCUGUCAUCCGUUACCACCGGCUUUCUACGAGAGCGGGCUGAAGCAUCUUCGGCAACGAUUUGAUGGCGUUGGGCUUGCCAGCGACUCCGACACUGACAGUGACUAUUUUAGCGUGAAUACGUCGACACAGAACCCACAGAAAACCACGUUCUUGGGAAGUCGAUCGAAGGGGAAGCUUACAGAUAGCCCGAAAGCCAUGUACGCAUCUCCCGCCACGCCGUUCAAAGGGCAGACACCUCGUCAGACAGUGCAGGCCGGUGAUCUACACACCUCCACAGCCCAUACCGGAAAUAUUGCAAGGCCUGUCGUUCGAUCUGUCAGCACUGUUUACGGGACACGGCCAGCUGCACAGCGACAAGAUUCCUCGCCAGCUAAGGUGCCCGAAGACCUCCGCGGCGCGAGACGAAUACCCUCUGAUGACUUCGAUCUUCGCGAGGAGGUCAUGUCGUGUAUUGCUAAGUCGAUCGGUCUGAUACAGCCGCCAAUCAGUGGAGACGAGUCUGUAGAAGCAUCUCCAGGUAUCCCUCCCAGUGAAUCGCGCCCUGACCUGUUCAGGUCCUCUUUCGGUUCUCUAUCAUUGCUGGAGAUGGGCGACGAUGGCGCGUCAAGCGUAACUGCCUCGUCUGUCGCCAACGACGGUUAUAUGAGUGGUUUGGAUAACGAGGUUGAAAUCCUCUUCUUCCCUGCUGGCUCUAUUCUCGCAAGAGCGGGCGAGAGGAAUACAGGCCUCUUCUAUGUCAUCGAUGGUUUCCUCGACAUCUUACUUCCUUCCGAGGGGAAGGCUGAGGAGACAAGACCGAAACCUCCCCCACUCAAUGAUGCCGAUGAAUCACCAUUUGCAGAACACACGCAAAAACCACUGUUUACCGUCCGACCAGGUGGCAUCGCCGGCUACUUAUCCUCUCUCUGUCAGAUCGCCUCUUAUGUCGAUAUUGUGGCCAAGACGGAUACCUAUGUCGGAUUCCUCCCAUCCCCGGCGCUCGACCGUCUCUUAGAGAAGCGACCGAUUGUAUUGCUUACGCUUGCCAAACGAUUGAUAUCAUUGCUAUCACCUAUCGUCUUACACAUUGACGGAUCCUUGGACUGGGUACAAGUCAAUGCGGGUCAAGUGCUCUGGCGUCCGGACGAUGCCAGUGACAGCUUCUACAUAGUCAUCAACGGACGUCUGCGGGCUAUCAUGGACAAAGUGGACGGUGGCAUCAGUAUUGUUGGCGAAUACGGCCAGGGCGACACUGUGGGAGAGCUUGAGGUCAUAACUGGAUCGCCCCGUAGAAAUACUUUGCACGCUAUCCGUGACACUGAGCUGAUCAGGAUGCCUCGAACUUUGUUCAACGCUAUCUCUUCCCGGAAUCCGAGAACAACUGCUCAAAUUCUGCAGAUGAUUGCAUCCCGGGUCAGGACGGAGAUCGACUCAUCUACAAGAAAACUCCCAACGGAGCUAUCUCGCAGCAACACGAACUUGAAAACAGUCGCGGUGCUGCCGGUAUCGCGGAAUGUUCCCAUAGAUGCAUUUGCACGCAAGCUACAUUCGGCGCUCGAGGGCAUAGGUGCUCCAACCUCUUUUCUCAAUCAAGCGUCCAUUUCAAACCAUCUGGGUCGGCAUGCAUUCACUCGUAUGGGAAAGCUCAAGGCGGCUGGUUGGUUGGCGGAACAGGAGCAGAAGUACAGAAUUGUGCUAUACGUGGCGGACUCGGCGGUAAGCAGCUCCUGGACACAGACAUGCAUUCGACAGGCAGAUUGUGUCAUGGUUGUCGGCAUGGGAGACGAUCCGACAAUUGGGGAGUACGAACGACUCCUGCUUUCUUUGAAGACCACAGCCCGGAAGGAGCUUGUUCUCUUACAUCCCGAUCGCUCCGUAGUACCCGGGUCUACGCGCGAAUGGCUCAAAAACCGUCCAUGGGUGCAUCGUCACAUUCACGUCGAACUUCCUGGGUUAGUGGCCGCGGUGCCACGAGCAGUCGCUGUACCACAAGAUCCGGCAGCCGUGACGGCCUUGAGGAAUCUCAAGGACAGAGUCCAGAGCGAGAUUAGGAAGUAUCGUGGCGGUGCCACCGAGCCUCGCCCACAACGUGAUCCACAUUCUAGUGAUUUCGCACGGCUAGCCCGGAAGAUCUGUGGCAAGUCUAUCGGGAUUGUACUUGGAGGAGGUGGCGCUCGAGGAAUAUCACAUCUUGGUGUUUUGCAGGCUCUGGAAGACUAUGGGAUUCCGAUCGACAUCAUAGGCGGAACAAGCAUGGGUGCAUUUGUCGGAGGUCUGUACGCCCGAGAGGGUGAUGUAAUCUCAAGUGCCGGCCGUACCAAGCAAUUCAGCGGCCGGAUGGGCAACAUUUGGAGAAUGUUGUCUGAUGUGACGUACCCGAUCGUGGCUUACACUACAGGACACGAAUUUAAUCGCUCGAUAUACAAGGCCUUCUAUGACCUUCAUAUCGAGGACAUGUGGCUCCCAUACUUUUGUAAUACGACAAAUAUCAAUACGUCUCGGAUGGAGAUCCACGAGACAGGCUUCGCUUGGAGGUUCAUUCGUGGAUCGAUGACUCUUGUUGGAUUGCUUCCACCGCUUUGCGACAACGGUAACAUGCUUGUGGACGGCGGUUAUAUUGACAAUCUACCAGUCUCUACUAUGAUGGCCAUGGGAGCUAGUGCCGUCAUUGCAUCCGACGUCGGCUCCAUUGACGAUAACUCGCCUCGGAAUUUUGGAGACUCGGUCUCAGGAUGGUGGCUCCUAAUCAAUCGCUGGAAUCCCUUCUCCAAUGCCAGGAGUAUUCCAGCUAUUACAGAACUGCAAAGCCGGCUUGCCUAUGUUUCGAGCGUGAAGACUCUGGAGGAGGCCAAAGUUGCUCCUGGUACUCUGUACAUGGGAAUGCCUGUUCAAGAGUUCGGCACCUUGCAAUUUGGCAAAUUCGAGGAAAUCCAGAAGAAAGGAUACGAGGCGGCAAGAAACUUUCUGGAGAAGUGGGACGAGGAAGGCAGACUUCCCUCGGCGUACGUUGGGGAUAUCAAAGCCUCUGCAGCGGGCAAGACGAGGGGGAAGAGUGCCCGCCGGAACUCUAUAUAA